Messenger RNA from Stegodyphus dumicola, 6198 nucleotides. RefSeq names its product hephaestin-like protein. Gene Ontology annotation, molecular function: oxidoreductase activity; copper ion binding. Gene Ontology annotation, biological process: iron ion transport. The record is from RefSeq and is a predicted model, not a curated record. Lineage: Eukaryota; Metazoa; Arthropoda; Arachnida; Araneae; Eresidae. Gene Ontology annotation, cellular component: plasma membrane.
GGAUCCCCGUAAGGGACACAAAGGAAAAGUCCUUAAAGCAGGGGGUGGGUACGAAUUAUCAGUUACAAACGUUUAAACGUCUGGGCACGUGACCACGUUCUUCGAUUGGACGAUUUUCGGCUUUUUGUUUUUUGUUUACCGCCGUUUCCACGAAGUGUGCUUUCAUUGUCUUAAACCUCCCGAACGUCGACUUUGAAUGGAUCAUUUAGAAACAAGCCGCCGUCCGUAGAGCAGUUGUUCCAUAUAGUGUACCAAACUCAUAUCACACCGCGCCUCGAACAACUAACAACGCAAUGAACUGUUUGUCUUGGUGGAGCUUCGGCUUGCUGCUGAUUGCUUCAUGGACUAUUGAAGAAUGCUCUGGACAAUUUUUUAGUGAAGGGCCAUGGUCACCAACCUUCAUGAAAAAAGACAUAUUUCGGAAAUUUGGCUUUAAAAAACAUCAUGAAACUAAUAUUGAAAAGUAUAUGCGCAAAGCUAGGAAUAUUAGGCAUUAUUACGUAGCCGCAAUUGAAGUGGACUGGGAUUAUGCGCCUGGAGGAAAUUUACUGGGAGAGCGUGGUGAAGACUUUGCUCGUAGGUAUUUCGCUCUCAGUCGUAAGCCUCUUCGGCUUGGAAAAGUGUACAAGAAAGCAAUAUUUAGAGAAUUUACUGAUGGUACUUAUACGGUGAUGAAGGCAAGAGAGCCAUGGCAAGGCAUAUUGGGACCAACCAUAAGAGGAGAAGUAGGAGACAUGGCCAUCGUCCAUUUCUGGAACAAUGCUUCUAUGUUGCUAUCUAUGCACCCUCAUGGAGCUCGAUAUAUAAAAGUUCACGAAGGUGCUUUGUAUGAGGACAAUACAGAUGAAUCAGAGAAGGUGGAUGAUAGAGUACCUCCUGGUGGACACCAUACUUAUCACUGGUUCUUCAUCCCUGAAGAUGGUCCCUCUCCUACAGAUCCUGAUUGUCUCACAUGGAUGUACCACUCACAUAGAAAUGCUGACACCGACAUUCAUGCUGGUCUGCUGGGACCUAUCAUUGUCUGCAGACCUGGUACAUUGGAUGUAUAUGACAGACCGAAGAAUGUUGACAGAAGUUUUAUUCUAGUUUUUAUGAUUUUUGAUGAAAAUGACAGUUUGUAUAUUGAUGAAAACAUCGACAGGGUUGCUCCAGAUCUUAGUGAAGCUGAGAGGAGAAAAAUAAGAACAGACAUCAAUUUCAGACGAUCAAACAUGAUGUUCUCUGUCAACGGCAUGAGUUUUGGCAAUCUUCACGGUUUGGAUAUGUGCUUAGGAGAUAAAGUAGGUUGGCACAUUGUUGGUAUGGGAAAUGAAGUAGAUGUUCACAGCAUCAGCUUUGAAGGACAAGUCUUUACUGUCAAUGGAAUGACAACGGACAUCAUCAGCGUUUUCCCUGCAAAAUUCGUGACAAGUCUCAUGAUUGCUAGCCAAGAAGGGGUAUUUCCUUUUAGAUGUGAAGUUGGAAUUCACGGCGUCGCUGGCAUGGAAUCAACCUUCUCCAUUAGUGUAUGUCCACAUUCUAGGAAAGUUGCACCAAAAUUGACUGGAAAAGUUAGGGAAUACUUUAUCGCUGCUGAGGAAGUUGAAUGGGAUUAUGCCCCAUCCGGUAUCAAUAAAUUCAAUGGAAUGCCUUUAGAACAAGAUAAGCAAGCAUCGGUUUUCUUCGUUCGCAAUGAGACAAGAAUAGGUGGAACAUACAGAAAAGUGGUUUACAGAGAAUAUAAAGAUGCUUCUUUCACUAUGAAAAAAGUUCGUACUUACGAUGAAGCUCAUCUCGCUAUGUUGGGGCCCACCAUGAGAGGUGAAGUAGGCGAUCUCAUCAAAGUCGUCUUCCUGAAUAAGGCUACUAAGCCUUAUAAUAUGCACACGCACGGCGUUUAUUAUCGACCAGACACGACACCGGUACACCCUGGAACAACUAAAACAUAUAACUGGGCUAUAGCGGAACAAUAUGGUCCAACACCGACUGAUCCAGAAUGUCUUACUUGGCGUUAUUACUCCAGCGUAGAUGUUACUCGAGAUAUGUGGGACGGUUUGAGUGGUACUUUGCUCACCUGCAGGCCUGGUACCUUAGACAAGAAAGGAAGACAGAAAUAUGUGGAUCGGGAAUUCGCCCUACUAUUUUCAGUUAUGGAUGAAAGUCAGUCUCAUUACCUAGUUGAAAAUAUUCUGGAGUAUACUUAUCGCCCGGAUCUCGUCAAUACUACGGAUCCCAUGUUUAUUGAGUCAAAUCAAAUGCAUUCUAUCAAUGGAAGGGUAUUUGGAAAUCUAGAAGGUCUGAACGUCUGUGUCGGCGACAAAGUUAGUUGGCAUAUAGCUACAUAUGGAAAAGCUAUUGACAUCCAUACAGCAUAUUUUCAUGGAAAUACGUUCCAAAUUAGCGGCAAAUUUAGAGACACAGUAUCUCUCGCUCCUAGUACCCACUAUACUGUAGUUAUGCAUGCUGAUAAUCCAGGAACUUGGGCCUUGGACUGCAGAAUUAACAAUCAUUUUGCUGGAGGUAUGAGAGCCAUUUAUCAUGUAGAUGACUGCCAUGGUUCUAAGAAUUUCCCUCAGAGAGAUUUGUUUUAUGAACCGAAGAAAGUUCGAGAAUACUUCAUUGCAGCCAUAGAAGUCGAAUGGGACUAUGCACCAAUCAACAGGCAUAUCGUAGAUGGAUCUGACCUUCUAAAGAAUGAGGAGAGUCGAACUUUUGUGGCUAAUGGACCAAAUCGCAUUGGUCGCAUCUACAAAAAAGCUGUCUUUAGAGAAUUCACUGAUGCCUCUUUUACGCAUAUGAAACCGAGAGGCAGAGAUGAUAUGCAUUUAGAGAUCCUGGGACCUUUUAUCAGGGCAGAAGUCGGAGAUCUCAUAAGAGUUGUCUUUAAAAACAUGGCCAGCCGCCCUUACAACAUUCAUCCUCACGGUGUCCUUUUGGAGAAGUUCGAAGGAUUUGAUGAUUUAGUUGAAGAGGACGAAGAACCAGUUGCUCCAGGCGAUACUCACAUUUACGAGUGGCCAGUUCCUGAGAGAGCAGGUCCAGGCAGAAAUGGAUUUAAUUGUUCAUCUUGGGCAUAUUAUUCCGCAGUAGAUGUGGUAAAAGAUACUAACUCUGGUCUUAUAGGACCACUGAUUACAUGCAAACCUGGCACAUUGACUAGCAAAGGACGUCGAAGAGAUAUGGAUCACGAAUUUGCUGUUUUGUUCACCAUUUUCGAUGAAAAUCGCAGUUGGUAUAUAAAGGAAAAUACUUACAGGUAUACCACUAGUCCUGAAACUGUUAAUCCAUUGGAUCCUGGCUUCAUUUUAAGCAACAGGAUGCACGCUGUCAAUGGGAAAUUGUACGGAUCCUUGGAUGGAUUAGUAGCAAAGAGAAAUACACUAGCUGCAUGGUAUCUCAUUGGAAUGGGUACCGAAGUAGACAUGCACACUGCCCAUUUCCACGGUCAAACAUUCCUCAGGCGGACGGACAGCACCAGACGAGCUGAUGUCGUGUACCUUUUCCCCGGAGUCUUCGAAACUGUAGAAAUGAUUAUGGACAAUCCUGGCACAUGGUUCCUUCACUGUCACGUGGAUGAUCACAUGCGGGCCGGCAUGGCUGUCACAUACACAGUAGAACGCUGAUAUAAAUAGCCUUUUACCUAAUAUGUGUUGUACAGAAUGAACAAACAAAAGACUUGUAAUUUUAUUAGAGAUGCUAAGUUAUAAUGUAGUUAUUUUUAUAAAAAUGAGUAUGAAACAGGAAUAUUUUUGUAAUGGUUUGUGUUUCAGAAAAACAGCCAUUGGAGCAUCAUUUUGUAACGAUAUGUUUUUCGUAAGAGAUGUUAUUGGUAAACAACUAAUCCAACGUCUUUCAGUCAGCCAUAGCAGAUGAAGCCAUGUGUUGAUUUUUUAAUACUGUCUGCAUCUUUGACCUUUUCCCUUUAACACCCUGGUUAAAUUUUUUAUAAUUUCUGCAUAACUGUUUAUUUAAUAAGUAUCUUGAUAUCAAUUUCACGUUUUCUUUAAACUGUGAACAUUUAGCUGAACUUUUAAAGUCAAUGCCAAACCUCACUGAAUUGCCAAAUUUAAGAGAGAUGUUGGAUUAGUGAUCAAAAGUUGUUUACCAUUAAUUUUUUAUGUUCUUUUAUGUAAUUUUGUGGCCAUAUAAAGGUACAAUUUUUACUUAAAUGGCCCAGGGUGUCUUACAAUGUUUGCUUCCUCUAGACAGAAAAUAGAUAUCACACAUUUGACAUAUUUGUAGAUUAUUUAGAGAUAACUUUACAAAUGAUUUAUUUCUCAUCUGUUUAAAUUAUGUGAGAUUACCAAUCAUACAGGUAUAUUAAUAUGGUUAUAAUCUAUAAAUUAAUUUUAACAUUAAAAUUAAGUGAUCUUAAUAUUCAAUUAAGCAUUUACAUAAAUAUAAUUUAUGAAUAAAUAUUUAUAACUUUAUUAAAUCAGAAAAUAUAAAUUCCAAAAUGAGUUUUGUUCCUUUAUUACGAAAUCCAAAACACCUGUCCACCUGUCUGAAUAUUUUCUAAAUCUGUCUAUCAGGUGUAUUUUUGCUAUUUAUGUACUAUAACACAAUUUCAACAGUAGGUUUUCCAAAAAUUAUGUAAUAUUGUUAUUAAAAAUCAAUGAUUGUUGAUGAACUAUUACUAUCAAAAGAAGUGCAUGAAAUUAAUAAGCAUAUUCAACUAAACUAAUUCCUUGAAACAUGUUAGUUUCCAUAAUAAAAGAUAAGUGGCACACUAUAGAGCUUUUUUGUAUUUUAGAAAAUCCGAAAUACCUCAAUUUUUAUACACAAUUAAGAGACUUCUAUAAUGCACUUUUACAAAGUGUACUAUACAAAUGUUAAUCAUGCACUUGUAUAAUAUAUAUUUACAAAGAUUACCCAUUUCAUAUAUUUACAAAAUUUGAAACACAUAUCAUUUCUUAUAUUUAUUAUUUUUAUUGCUAAUUAUAUUCAUAUUUUAGAACACUCAUAGAAAACCACUGCCUGGUCACUUUUAUCACGUUUAGCAGAUUCAGCAAUUUAAUUGAAGGAGAUAGUAAAAAAAAUCUAAGCUCUUAAAAUGUUUUCAUUGUAUUGUAAACAAUUCCUACUUCUAGUUUUCUGAAAUAAAAAUGUAUAGAAUUUUAGUCAGGGAUUUAAAUUUGAUCAAAUCCCUCGUAUGUGUUAUAACUUUGUGUGACUUAAUAAUUUAACUCAUUUUCUGCUAGUUAUUGAGAGAUCUUAAUUUUUUUUAUUGUCAAAUUACUUUCAGUUUAAUAAAUUGUAUAACAGAAGAAGUAAGGAAGCUUUCAAGAAAUUUUUUAACAACUGUGUAAUUUUAAAAUUAUAUUUACAGAGAGUUCAAUUUUAAAUUUACUUUGAUAUGAAGAGAUUAAUAAUUCAGUUUCUAAAAAUCACUGUGCUCUACGCGUCCAUGUAUAUACACAUGGUUAUAUAUGCAUAUACAUAUAUAUAUAUAGUAAAUAUAAACAUAUAAACCUAAAAUGAUUUUAAUCUUUAAGACCAGUAACUGAUUUGUGUUUAAUUUCUUAGAAAUAACUUAAUUUUAAAAAGGUACUGAUAUUUUAUCAUUUAUCAAAGUGCCAAAACUAAAAUUAUUUUGUGUUAAAUUUCAUAAUCGUUUUAGGCAAUAAGAAAUUUUAAAUAUUUGAUUAUUAAAUUAGGCAUUGAACUGUGCGGUUAUUUGGAAGGAACUUUCACACCUUGCAAAAAGUUAAAAGAAGGGAGGAUAUAUGUUACCUAGUUUAUUUUUUAUUUAAGCGGAAGCCUUAUCAUGCACUGGGUGAAGGCAAUCCAUUCUAAAAAAAUUAUUUUUUUUUAUCCGAAAAUGGCUGUGGGGAAGACAAUGCAUUAGGAAUAUAAAUAAAGUAGAGACUUCUACUGUGUUGAGAUACAAAAUAUAUGUUUAUUUAUAUAUUAACGAAUUUGUUGCUGAUGUAUAAAAAAAAUUACGUGCUUCGAUUCUCAGAGUCCAGAGCUUAAUUCCAUUAAUGGGCAUUUAAGGGAAAUCUAAUACCAGCGUUUAAAAUCUUAUUCGCAAAGUUAAUUCUCAACGAAUUUUGAAUUCCUGUGUUUGACACAAAAUGCUCAAUGCAAAUAAUGGACUUCUUGAGACUUGAAGCACUUAUUUAUAUUAACUUUUUUUUGUAUUUUGUAACAUCAGAUGUUAUGUCUGACCAAAGGAAAUGUAGUUAAACAAGUUAAUAAAUACUAUUAAGUUACGAA